Vitis vinifera (wine grape) is the source of this 528-nucleotide messenger RNA. Its product is annotated as pectinesterase. Gene Ontology annotation, biological process: cell wall modification. Gene Ontology annotation, molecular function: pectinesterase activity; pectinesterase inhibitor activity. NCBI's taxonomy places the organism in Eukaryota, Viridiplantae, Streptophyta, Magnoliopsida, Vitales, Vitaceae. The coding region runs from base 1 to 450 and encodes 149 amino acids. The transcript has a single exon. The record is from RefSeq and is a predicted model, not a curated record.
AUGGUCAAAAAGCCACUUGACAACCAGCAGAACACCAUAACAGCCAGUGGUAGAGCUGAUGAUCGGCAAACCACAGGUUUUGUGAUCCAGAACUGUCAAAUAGUUCGAGGACAGGAACUCUUCCCUGUGAGGUUCAGUACAGCAACGUACUUAGGCAGACCAUGGAAGCGAUAUUCAAGAACAGUUGUUAUGGAAUCAACACUGGGCGAUUUGAUUCAUCCUAAAGGAUGGUUGGCAAGGAAUGGCACAUUUGCAGUUGACACACUACUCUAUGCUGAGUAUGCCAACAAGGGGCCUGGAGCUGAUACCAGCGGGAGAGUCGACUGGAAGGGUUACAAGGUCAUCACCAACAGAACAGAAGCACUAGCCUAUACAGUUGCUCCUUUUAUUCAAGGAGACCAGUGGUUGAAAAGGAGUGGGAUGCCCUUCCUCCUUGGCCUCAAACUUUGAAACAUGUUUCAACCACCUUUGCAGUUUUGGUGAGAAAGAUCCACAUUGAAUUAAAAUUCAAGAUCUUCAUUUCAUCUA